Messenger RNA from Perca fluviatilis (European perch), 2588 nucleotides. RefSeq lists its product as uncharacterized. Bases 107 to 1453 code for a protein of 448 amino acids. The record is from RefSeq and is a predicted model, not a curated record. NCBI's taxonomy places the organism in Eukaryota, Metazoa, Chordata, Actinopteri, Perciformes, Percidae. The transcript has 9 exons.
AAAAAAAGUUCGCCCAUUCUAGUUUUCUGUCCGGUGUCGACAGUAAAGAAGUAAACCCCCAACACACAAACUCGACUGUAACAAAGAAGGACAUUGCUUUGAAGACAUGUUGCUAUUAUUCGUGACUACUGUUUCGUGCGUCGUGUUUGGUGGUUCAUCCGCUGGUUUUUUUGAAAAAAGUGAGUGCUAUGGCAAAUUUUUGAGAUUCCCAUUUACUUAUACACCACCUCGUUUCAAUGGACAGUUGUACUUCACUCCGAAGAAUGGUGGAUCCAGGAAACUAGUGAUGGAUAAGGACGAGGCAAAGGACUCACGCCUCCAAAUUUCCAUUGGCUCAGUUGUACUCACAGAUUUGACAGAAAGAGAUGAGGGAACGUUUUCUGUCUCAAUUAAUGAUGCUAUGCCAUACGAUAUUAUCAAACUGGAAAUUUUGGAUUGUGCUUACCACGAGUAUAGGACUUACGGGAGCCCAUAUUCCUCUGUUGUUCCUACACAGACUGAAUACAUAGAAUUCCUUCCCUUUUACAGUGAGGAACUGCCGAGGGUCCUGUGGAAUCGAACCGACCCUCAGGCCAAUAAGGGAAGCAGAUUGCAGAUGAAGGAUUCUAUCUGGGAGAUUAAGAGCCUCAAUCAGGCAGAUGGCGGCUACUACAACUUCAGAAAAAAAGACAAAACAGUGCUGUCUAGGUUACGGAUUGUAGUAGGAGUGAACGACAGACGCUAUUAUACAAAGGUGAAUGAGCGGUUCGUCAUCGAAAAUCCUUCGCUCGAUGCCACAUGGACUGUGACUUUUACACCGGCAGGGGAAGUGGAAAAGAACACAUUGAUGGAAGCAGGCAAUUUGGUCACAGACGAUAGGAGGAUUCGGAUCAUGCGUAAUGGCAUAGAGAUUGAUCCUGUAAAUAUCAUAGACUCUGGCACCUUUGAGUUCAGAGAUCAGCAAGGCUACCUGGCCAAGAUUGUGGAACUGAGGGUAGAAGAUGAACUUCUUCCUUCCGUCCUUCAUCCAUAUGCUUAUAUUGCGAUCAUUGGCGGGAUUAUCUUUGCGGUGGUUGUCUGCUGUUGCUGUGUGAAAAAGUGCUGUUGUAAAAACAGCUCUUCCAAAAGGCACGAGUCUGCUCCUGAGACUGAAGCAGCACCUGCUGUGUAUUACCAUGAUUUGAUUCAACCUGCGGGCCCAAGUUACUCUGUUGCACCUGUGCCAGAUAACUCUUAUCAGCCAAUGAAUUCCCUUGUUUCUGGAGAACAUACCACUACCUCCCUUGAGCCAUCGGUUGAACCUCUAGGAGGGCAAGGAGGCGAUCCAGCUCCUACACUCGGCUUUGAUUGUCUCUCCUCAGACCCUGUGCCAAAGUUUGAGCUCAAAGGACUGUCCAUUCCCUCUGCACUCCCCCUCGUUUCAGACUCAACUUUCUGUGAUGUUUACACCUCAGAUAAACUCAACUUUCUGUAAAUUCAAGUGAUGCAGAGUAGAAUUUGGGAAUACAGCCAUUUCAGUGUUUCAUUGCGUGAAAAAAUUAAGUUCCUGCAAACUUAAAGGCGUGGUAAUAGGUGUAGAGAAAAAGGACCAUGUAUUCCUGUUUAAUAUGGAAUAUAAAUGUGUUUCAUAAACUCAGGUUAUAAUUAAAGGGCAUAACUUACACUUUAUGCUGCUGCCAAAGAUAUCAAAGAAAGGGGAGACAAUGUUACAGUGAGGACUGGAAGUGAGUCUGGGUAGCAGAUUUUACAAAUUGAGGACUUCAAACUGACUUCAACUAGUCUAGAAAUCUAGACACACCCUAAUGGCAGCAAAUGUAAUUUGCAGCCAGGACCAACAUCUUGAUGUGGGUCUGGCUUCUCAGGCUUCUCAGGCUAGACUUCAACACUCAUGGAGAUCAAAAUGCGGCACUCAGCAAUUUACUUAUAUAUUCUUUUUCAUAUGGUUGUUUCAAACCCUUAUGCCUUCAGCCUCAUAUAUAGCAACUUGUUGUGUGGCUUUUAUCAUUACAUUCUAGAAAUGAUAUAUGAUAUUUUUUUUGUCUUUAUGCUUUGUAUUAAUUUCAAGUAUUACACAAGGAAAUGUCAUGUUUUGAAGAGCUUUUUCCAUCCUUCUUGCAGCUUUGAUAAACUACCUUGAUCAUUAUGCCAUGUAAUCAAAUUGUAAUAUUUGAUACAAAUAAAAGAUAUGUAACUAUACUUACUUUUACGUUUUUAUGCCUCCGCGCCGACGACAGCAAUGGCCUGAGGCAACUUCACUGUGACAUCUAAAUGAUCUGCAAAAAAACGUUUCUGGUAUUUAUUCAACGCCAUAACUCAGGAGGGGAGACUGUGACCAAAUUAUACAUUUGGUCCGAUUCCGGGGUGGUGACACUAAUCUCAGGUGCCCACCUUGAACCUAACUUCAUGUUGGUGGUUUAAGGUAUUGAAAACCUUUUUUCACAAUCUUUUUCUUAGCAAUGGGGAGUGAACGUGAAUAUACUAUUUACUUCUAAAGUUGGUACUUUUUUGUUGUUUGCCAAGAAAGAUGUGUUUUUCCUGUUGUUUUGAUCUUCUGACUUCUUCAUUUGAAUUGUAAGGGCUAACUGUUGAAUAAAGAUCAUGUCACAUUA